AAGCAACAGCCAACAGAGAGGGAAAAGGAAAAGAAGGAAAAGAAAAUGACGAAAAAUAAAGCGAAGUAAAAGCGGGGGCAGAGGAAUCGAGAGUCGGCGCCUGCGUUCUCGCCGACCAAAAUCAGCACGUCUUUUUCGCCCACUCCCUCGCACCAUCGCCAACUCUCUUCUCUCGGGCACUUUAAAUCCAUUACUCUUCCUUGAUUUGGCUUCUUAGUUGUUUAGGUUCUUUAGCUCCCCAUCCCCUCCCCCUUCUGUGUAGUGAGCUCUUCCGAAAAUUUUUGCCAUCGGAAGAUGCCCGGGGUUUUAGAUUAGGCUUUUCUGAUCUAGAGUUUUAUAUAUUUUGUUUCUCGUUUUUCCCUGAUUAAUUAUUGUUUGCUUUUGUUAUUUGGGUCUUUGAUUUUUGGAUUUGAAUCAUGAGGGGUAAUGUCGUUGAUCACUCUGUGAUUGAGAGGACUGAGGAUGUUGAUAAGGAGAAGAAGAAGAAGCGUCGGCCAAAUCGACGCUGCAAGCAGAACUCUCCUGCUUCGGGUUAUUCUUCAUCAAAGCAGUAUGGGUUAGACCUCCAUGGUUCCAACGAGCAUGGAUUAUCCAAAGCAUCAAAGGUUGCCUUCAAUUCUAUGCCAAUAAUGCAUUUAAAUGAACGAGUUUACCUGGGGGAGGACAGAGUUGUGCAAAAUCAGCUCCUAAUUCUGUCAGAUCUUGGCCAAAGGAUGUACCCAAAAUCAUGUCCUGUGGAAAUUGCUUGUGAAGAGGCAAUUGGAUUUUCUAUGGGCGAUGAUUUUCCUCCUCCCCAUCAGAAUGGUGGGGAUGAUGCUCAGAGGAAAUUUUUUGCUCGACACUGGUCCAUAGAGGCUGUUAGUGAGGCAUUAGAGAGAGGAGAUCUUUUCAAAGCAAUUUUUCGUGUUAAUGCUUACAACAGACUUGAGGCCUACUGCACAAUUGAUGGAGUAAAGUCAGAUGUUCUCAUUAGUGGAAUUGCUGCACAAAACAGAGCUGUGGAAGGGGACAUUGUGGUGAUUAAAGUGGAUCCAUUGUCAUCAUGGACAAGGAUGAAGGGGUCAAGCGGGCCUUUGAACAAUUCUGGUCCAAUGGAAGAACGUAAUUUGCUCCCUGAAGGUACUGGAAAUUUUGGUGAUAGCUGCAAAGGAAAAAAUAAGGUUGAUGCUGAUUAUGAGUCUAUCCAUGGUGUAAAUUGUUCAUUUCUUCCUGAAGAGGGUCCUUGUUAUGAGGAUAGUACUUUAUCUGGUGCUACUGUUCAGGAAUGGAUUGGAGCAAUGGAUUAUUAUGAUGCUAAUGGUCAUCGUCACUCAGCUUCCGACCCUUCACAUGUAGGUUGCGCUGAUGAGUGGAAUGGAAGUAUGAAUGGAUUGGAGAAGAUUUGUGCUGCAGUUAGUUCAUUUCCUUUUAAACGACCAACGGGAAGGGUUGUAUCAAUUAUUGAAAAGUCUCCUCGGCGGAAUGCUGUUGUUGGUUUUCUUAGUGCACAGAAGGGGCAUUCUUAUAGAGAAGCUCACAAAAAAGACAUGAACAACAAAAAGAACUCAUUCUCAUUUUCCAGCAAGUACAUCCAGUUAACACCGAUGGACCCAAAAUUUCCAAAGAUGAGGGUCCCUGUGGAAGGCUUGCCUGAUUGCAUCAAGAAUCGAUUGGAGGAUGGUGAUGCAACAGUGGAAACGGAACUUGUGGCUGCAAGAAUAGAUGACUGGUGUGAAGAGAGUCCUGUGCCACAAGCCCAGGUUAUGCAUAUUUUCGGACAGUGUGGGGAAAUAGAACCUCAUAUUGCUGCUAUUUUAUUUGAAAAUGCAAUACAAUGUUCUGAAUUCUCAUCUGAAUCACUUUCCUGUCUUCCACGCAUUCCUUGGGAGGUGCCCUCAGCAGAAUAUGCAAGUAGAAGAGAUCUUAGAAAUCUCUGCAUAUUUACUAUUGACCCUUCCACAGCAACUGACCUGGAUGAUGCUCUAUCGGUUGAAAGGUUGUCCAAUGGCAUUUCUAGAGUAGGCGUCCACAUUGCUGACGUAUCAUAUUUUGUUCAACCAGACACAGCAUUAGACAUAGAAGCUCAAAUUCGGUCUACAAGUGUCUAUAUUUUGCGGCGUAAACUACCAAUGUUGCCACCAUUGCUUUCUGAGAAUAUUGGUUCACUUAUUCCUGGAGUAGAUAGACUUGCUUUUUCUAUCUUCUGGGACAUCAAUCUAGCUGGGGAUGUUGUAGAUCGUUGGAUUGGUCGUACUGUGGUGCGAUCUUGUUGUAAGCUUUCCUAUGAACAAGCUCAGAACAUUAUUGAUGGCCUGCUUGAUGUUGAGAGUUUAAAAUCACCAGGAGAUGAUUACCCCCAGUUACAUGGUCCUUUUGAUUGGCUUGAUGUAAUUCAGUGUGUUAAAGUUCUGUCGGAAAUUUCCAAAACUUUGAAGGAUAACAGGUUUAAUGAUGGUGCUCUUAGGCUGGAAAAUUCAAAAGUUGUCUUCUUAUUUGAUGAAGAUGGAGUUCCAUAUGAUAGUAUGCUUUGUGAACGGGUGGACUCAAACUUUCUCAUUGAGGAGUUUAUGCUUCUGGCAAAUAGGACUGCCGCAGAAAUCAUAUCUAGGGUUUUUCCUGAUAGUGCAUUAUUGCGUAGGCACCCUGAACCUGAUAUGCGGAAGCUUAGAGAGUUUGAAGCAUUUUGUAGGAAGCAUGGCUUAGAAUUGGAUGCUUCUUCUUCUGGCCAGCUUCAUCAUUCCUUGGAGAGAAUUAAGGAAGAGCUUAAGAAUGAUUCUGUAUUGUUUGAUAUUCUCAUUUCGUAUGCUUUGAAGCCAAUGCAAUUGGCUACAUACUUCUGCAGUGGGGAUAUCAAACCCACUGAAAAUGAUUGGGGUCAUUAUGCUCUGGCUGUUCCCAUCUACACUCAUUUUACCUCACCACUGCGUAGGUAUCCUGAUAUUAUUGUACAUCGGUCAUUGGCUGCAGCUAUGGAGGCUGAAGAUAUGUAUCUUAAAAAUAGAAAAACAUUGCAAAAAGCAAACAGGGAGGAGGAAAUGAAUAGAUGUUUUACUGGUAUGAAUUUUGAUAAAGAUGCUGCAGAUUCCAAGGAAGGUCAGGAAGCUUUAUUGGCUGCGGCAUUGAAGCACCGAAUUUCAUGCACCGAAGUUCUUUCAGAUGUUGCUGCUCAUUGCAAUGAGAGAGGAUUGGCUAGUAGGCAUGCGAAGGAUGCCUGUGAUAGGUUGUACAUGUGGAUUUUCCUGAAGAAGAAAGGGAUUCUCUUGUCAGAAGCUAGAGUACUGGGCCUGGGACCAAGAUUCAUGUCCAUCUAUAUUCCCAAGCUAGCUAUUGAACGACGUAUUUACUAUGAUGAUGUUGAAGGGUUGAUGGUGGAAUGGCUGGAUACUACGUCUACAUUGGUGCUUAGUUUCUCUAUGAAUAAACGCUUCCAGAGGCGAGGUGGCCCAGGCAAAUACAGAACACUCGAAGAUGUUGCAUGGGUAAUUAGUCCAUACUACCUGAAGCCGGAGAUGGACGUGUUAGAAGACUCUGUUGGCGAGGGCUGUGCAACACAAAUUGGAAAAGAUGCGGAUUUAGGAUUCCAGGAUCCAGAGCCCAUCAUGACCUAUGGUGUUUCUGAUGUUGAUCCCUUAGUUUUCCCCGUCACCCUGCGUCUCUUGUCAACUAUCCCUGUGGCGCUGUGUGCUGUUGGUGGGAAUGAUGGACCUGUUGAUAUAGGGGCAAGGCUGUACAUUGGGUCAUAUUUUGGGUAUGGCGGGAAGCCAUAGGCCCAUAGAAGUGUUGCAAGUGGCUCAAACUUUGGAAAAUCGAAGAGAAAGGAAAAAACAGAUUUCCAUUUCAAAGGUGGGUCUGUUGUAGAUACGGGAUUACUGUAUAGAGCAAGUAGAGUAGUUUGUAGGAGAAAAAAAAUUGAAGGCUUAAAAAUUGCUGCGGUGGUACGCAAUUGUCUGAUCGUCAGUAUGAACAUCUAGUAGGAGAUGUAGGUAAAGGUGGGGCUUUUACUGCAACUGGUAUAGUAGCUGAUUUUAGCAAAAGCUACUUACAGAAACGGACCUUUGUUUUUGUGGGGGCUGUUUCCAUCGGUUGUAACCUUGUCAACUCGUGUUCAUUUCUGGUUCCGUAUGACCAAACUGGUUUACAACUCAUGCUGUAUUGUUAAUGUGUUGUAGGAUAGAGCCCCUAUAUUUUCUGCUUCUUGGGUUUAUUGUUCUUGAGACAUCUGAUUCUUGCCUCUUUUGUACGUCUCAUCUUGGUUUAAUCUAGUCUUUACUCCCCCUCA
Malania oleifera is the source of this 4258-nucleotide messenger RNA. Its product is annotated as DIS3-like exonuclease 2. Lineage: Eukaryota; Viridiplantae; Streptophyta; Magnoliopsida; Santalales; Ximeniaceae. The coding region runs from base 417 to 3746 and encodes 1109 amino acids. The record is from RefSeq and is a predicted model, not a curated record. Gene Ontology annotation, molecular function: 3'-5'-RNA exonuclease activity; RNA binding. Gene Ontology annotation, cellular component: P-body; exosome (RNase complex). The transcript has 7 exons.